This is a messenger RNA of Acanthosepion pharaonis, 1512 nucleotides long. The record is from the annotation of a GenBank genome assembly. Lineage: Eukaryota; Metazoa; Mollusca; Cephalopoda; Sepiida; Sepiidae.
AUGCACAGUCAGGCUUUUUACCAAAGCCCCCACCUCAAAUGUCCAGAGAAAUCUCUCACCAUGGACAAGCCAUUUAACUAUGACUUCUUCAGUAAAGGUUUCACCCGGAGGGUCAACAGUGGCAGUAUUGCCAGUACAACACCAACUAGUCUCAGUGGCAGUGGACAUCAUCACCUUGGCAAUAGCAGUGGCGGUAAUAAUCAUGGCAGUGAAGGUGAACGUCACUCUUUAACUGACAAAUAUUAUUACUGUGGCUUUUGUAAAAAGCCCUUUACUCAGAGGGCCCAUCUGGAGGCCCAUGAAAUGACCCACUUAGAGAAGACGUUCAACAGUUCGUUUUUUAGUCGAGCUUUCCCAAUACAACCCGAUCUUAAAAAUUUUGAUCGUUCUCAGGCUCAGGUAAACAUGGAAAAACCAUAUGCUAACACCAGUAGUAAUAGUGCUGGAAAUUGUAGUCCGAACUCUGUAUUUAGUAACCGAACACCAUUUCCACUGCACCUUUCCCACCCGCAACACCUUCAACAUGCUCAUUCCCACCAACCAAGUAACCAGAACCAGAACCAAUCAAUUCCACCAGAUAUGAAAGAUUUAGAUCUAAUUCGCUCGCAGAUCACUGGCGGCAAUCCUGUGAACACCGCGGCUACGUCAGGUUCAUCCUCGUCGGAGAAGCUAUUCAGUUGCGGCGUCUGUGGCAAGGCGUUCGCACAGCGCACCAACCUGGCCAAUCACCAGCGUGUGCAUACUGGUGAAAGGCCAUUUGCAUGCUUAGAGUGCGGGAAGUCGUUUAGCCAACAAGGAAACCUGAAAAUUCAUUCGCGGACACACACAGGAGAAAAACCGUUCAGCUGCGAGACUUGUGGAAAGGCGUUUAGUCAACGAACUAACCUCGACAACCACCGACGCGUCCACUCAGGUGAUUUGUUCAACUGCCGCUUCUGUUCAAAGGCUUUCUCCUUGCAAAUCAAUCUGCGAACAAAUGUUCCUGGGGUCAAGCUCAACCUAAACCCCACCAGCAAGGCCACAACAACACUGCCGCUAGCUUCAACAUAUGACAGCUGUGAUAAUCGCUUGAGUAACAAUGGAAAUUUAAACAGAGACAAGCUGCUUUCAAGAAAUGGUUCAAAACCAAGCAGUGACAAUCUAAAUGGGAGUCAGUUGAAUGAGGAUGAUCCCCAUCUGAACUCUUCUUCAAUCGGUGCCAGUGGCCUGAAGGAUCGUUACCGGGACUCCCAGGCUUUGAGCGCCUCAGCACGUCUCCAGGCAUCAGCCAUGACAUCAUCGUGGAUGACAUCUCCUUACCUGCAGGACAUGUCGCAGAGCUGGGAAAAUAAUUACCUCUGGUCAAGGGGGUUUCCUGUGCCCCCAAUGUCCAGUUCAUGUUGGCCCAAUGUGCCAACACCUCUCCCUUGUAGUGUGAAACAGAGUAAACAAAGUUCGUGGACAAGUCUUCAGAGUAUGCACACUUUAUCUUCAAAAGGCAACGUGGAUGUGCAAAGUGGCAGCACCAAAUAA